Micromonas commoda is the source of this 2039-nucleotide messenger RNA. RefSeq names its product enolase. The coding region runs from base 63 to 1496 and encodes 477 amino acids. Gene Ontology annotation, biological process: glycolytic process. The record is from RefSeq and is a predicted model, not a curated record. The transcript has 3 exons. Gene Ontology annotation, molecular function: magnesium ion binding; phosphopyruvate hydratase activity. Lineage: Eukaryota; Viridiplantae; Chlorophyta; Mamiellophyceae; Mamiellales; Mamiellaceae. Gene Ontology annotation, cellular component: phosphopyruvate hydratase complex.
UUCUCUAUCCGCAUCGCAAGAGGCGAAGUUUCCGAGUGUCCAGUUCAACGAUAAAAGAAAACAUGUCCAUUCAAGAAUACAUUGAGGAGCACGGUCUUGGCAAGAAAGUGGAGGAUGUUAUCAACGCCGCCGUCAAAGCCAAAGCACCUCAGCCGAUCGCGUUCAUGGCCGAGUAUUUGAAGAAGCAGACCCCCGCGGCCAUCACUAAAGUCGUCGCGCGCCAGAUCUUUGACUCCCGUGGAAAUCCCACCGUCGAGGCGGACGUGUACACCCAUAAAGGAAUGUUCCGUGCGAUGACCCCUUCAGGAGCCUCGACCGGCAUACACGAAGCCGUCGAGCUCCGAGACGGCGAUGCCACGAAGUGGAUGGGAAAAGGUGUCACCAGAGCUGUUGAAAACGUCAAUAGCAUUAUCGCCCCGGCACUCAUUGGGAAAGAUCCCACAGAUCAGAAGGGCAUUGAUGAUCUUAUGAUCGAGCUUGAUGGCACUAAGAACAAAGGCAAACUGGGUGCAAAUGCAAUUCUUGCCGUGUCCAUGGCUGUGUCUAAAGCAGGAGCAGCAGAAAAAGAUGUUCCUCUGUAUAAGCACAUCUCUGAGCUCUCGGGGAACACGAAGCUCGUGCUCCCAGUUCCUGCGUUUAACGUAAUCAAUGGAGGAUCGCAUGCUGGUAACAAGCUUGCUAUGCAAGAAUUCAUGAUUCUUCCUGUUGGAGCAACGACGUUCGCUGAGGCGAUGCGAAUGGGUUCCGAGGUUUACCACAAUCUCAAGUCUGUCAUCAAGAAGAAGUACGGACAGGAUGCUUGCAAUGUCGGCGACGAGGGCGGUUUUGCACCGAACAUUCAGGAAAACAAGGAGGGUCUUGAACUGCUUAAAGAAGCGAUCGAGAAGGCGGGCUACACUGGAAAGAUCAAGAUCGGCAUGGAUGUUGCUGCUGCUGAAUUUUACACAGCGGAUAAGAUGUACGACCUCGACUUCAAGACCGAGAACAACGACGGAUCUAUGAAGAAAAGCGGUGAAGAAAUGAUCGCCAUGUACAAAGAGUUUUGCGCCGAAUAUCCAAUUGUUUCAAUUGAGGAUCCAUUUGAUCAAGAUGACUUUGAAAACACCGGCAUCCUCACUAGCUCGGGGGUGUGCCAGGUGGUUGGGGAUGAUCUCCUGGUAACUAAUCCUGAACGUGUUGCGACCGCCAUCGAAGCGAAGGCUUGCAACGCCCUUCUCCUGAAGGUAAAUCAGAUUGGCUCGAUAUCUGAGGCCAUUGAAGCUGUGCGAAUGUCUAAGAAGGCUGGUUGGGGUGUCAUGGCUUCACAUCGCUCUGGUGAGACUGAAGACUCUUACAUUGCUGACCUCUCUGUCGGGCUGGCCACUGGUCAGAUAAAGACUGGUGCACCUUGCCGCUCCGAGCGUCUUUCGAAGUAUAAUCAGCUUCUCCGCAUCGAAGAAGAACUUGGCGCCGAUGCCAUUUAUGCCGGUGAGAGCUACCGUCACAUCGGUUGGUAAAACCUGGCUUGCCGGAGAUGUGCAACGCCACAGAAGCACACGAAACUCAAACAUCAGGACGAUUAACGCAAAGAACUAGACUUUUGUAGUCAGAUGACAAACCGAGGCGUGCAAGUGGCCCGGCUGCUUUUGCCACUUUGCCUCCCUUUUUUAACUAGCGGCGCGGCACAAGCGCGACUGGGGUGGGACCGCCUCCCUCCGGAUGUGCGCGAUAUUUUCCAACACUCCGCGCGGCAAAAGUUGGACAGGUCUCAUCACCGUCUGAACCCCGAUCAAUUGCUAGAGGGUCGCACACGCGCACUUCAAAGGUCCGCACUUGUCGAUAAUCGCCCCUCAGAUCGCGCCAGUUUCCUUGUUUCGCAAGGAUCCGCUCUACCGACCGCGCGCGGGUCGGUGUCGAUAGACACCCGUAAUAAGCGGCUCAGGCGCGAGUGUUCGUAGGGAAACUGCAGUGCCGAGUGCACCAGCAACCUGAUUUCGCGAGAGAUUCACGCGAUGAAGCACGGCGCCGUCGAGAGCAUGUGUGUUGGGUGCCGCGUUGCG